Molecule: messenger RNA, 1390 nt
Organism: Vitis riparia (riverbank grape)
Lineage: Eukaryota; Viridiplantae; Streptophyta; Magnoliopsida; Vitales; Vitaceae
Product: gibberellin 20 oxidase 1-D-like
Exons: 3
Coding region: 100-1236 (378 amino acids)
Biological process (GO): gibberellin biosynthetic process; response to light stimulus; flower development
Molecular function (GO): gibberellin 20-oxidase activity
Source: RefSeq, a predicted model, not a curated record
AUUUAUCUCUUCCCUUGUUUUCAAGCCUCUUUUCAUAUUGAAUUCUAAAUAAAUAUCUAUCUUGGCACAUACUCUCCCUUGUAUUGUGUCUUGCCCAUAAUGGAUUUGGGUGCUUCUACGCUCCUGUGCCCUCCAUUGGAGCUCACAGAUAAGAAAGAACAUGGGGUUUCUCCAUCUGACUCAUCUUUUUUUAAAAAACAACCCAACAUUCCUAUGGAAUUCAUUUGGGCAAAAGGGGAAGUGGGUCAUGCUCAUGAAGAGCUCAGAGAGCCGGUGGUGGAUCUUGAGGGGUUCUUUUCAGGUGAUGAGGUGGCUACACAGCAUGCUGCCAUGCUUGUUAGGUCAGCUUGCUUGAACCACGGCUUCUUCCAAGUGAUCAACCAUCGGGUCGAUCCACACCUCAUUACUGUUGCACAUGACCAUAUGGAGGCAUUUUUUAAGCUGCCAUGGUCCAAGAAACUGAGGGCUCAGAGGAAACCUGGUAGUCUAUGGGGUUAUUCGGGUGCCCACGCUGAUCGUUUUUCAUUGAAAUUGCCAUGGAAGGAAACCUUAUCUUUUGGUUUCCAUGAGAAUGGCUCUGAAUCUGUUGUGGAAGAUUUCUUCAAGUCCACCUUAGGGGAAGAAUUUGAGCAGACAGGAUUAGUCUAUCAAAAAUAUUGUCAAGCGAUGAAGGACUUGUCCCUCGUCCUGAUGGAACUUUUAGCCAUCAGCUUGGGAGUAGAUCGCUUACAUUAUAGAAAAUUCUUCGAAGAUGGUAGUUCUAUAAUGAGAUGCAACUACUAUCCACCUUGCCAAGAGCCAGGCCUCGCCUUUGGCACAGGACCACAUUGUGAUCCAACCUCCCUGACCAUUCUCCAUCAGGAUCAAGUUGGAGGCCUUGAAGUCUAUGUGAACAACAAAUGGAGGACCAUCCGCCCUCGAUGCGAUGCCCUAGUUAUCAAUCUUGGUGACACAUUCAAGGCACUAUCUAAUGGAAGAUACAAGAGUUGCCUUCACAGGGCUGUGGUGAACAGGUACAAGGAGAGGAGAUCACUGGUGUUCUUCGUGUGCCCUAGAGAGAACAAGGUGGUGACUCCCCCACACGAUCUUGUUUGCAGAGAAGGGACAAGGAAGUACCCGGAUUUCAAAUGGUCAGAUUUGCUUGAAUUCACACAAAAGUACUACAGAGCUGACGAUGCUACCCUCCAAAACUUUACCAAAUGGCUUCUAUCCUCCAAUCCUCCUAACCACCACUAGUCUACCUCAUUUUCUAUCCUCCUUAUCUACCUAAUCUCUAUCUUUGGUGUUAUUGGUUCGCAUCUUAUCUUCUUUUGAGGGGUUUAUUAUAAACAAUUCCCCAAAUUAAUCAAAAGUGGCUGCUCAUGUCUCCUUUGAAAGGAGUUUCUCUUAA